Molecule: messenger RNA, 10391 nt
Organism: Eubalaena glacialis (North Atlantic right whale)
Lineage: Eukaryota; Metazoa; Chordata; Mammalia; Artiodactyla; Balaenidae
Gene: TRANK1
Product: tetratricopeptide repeat and ankyrin repeat containing 1
Exons: 24
Coding region: 74-9016 (2980 amino acids)
Molecular function (GO): protein binding
Source: RefSeq, a predicted model, not a curated record
CAGCGAUGCAGAUGUGGAGGGGAAGGAGGCCUGUUCAGGCGGGCAGCCAGCCUUUCCUCCGUCUCCUCACAGGAUGGACCCCACAGCUUACGCUGAGCUGUUGAAAGAAUCUGGCAACCAGGUUUUUAAGAAUGGGAACUUCUCUUUGGCCAUCAGAAAGUACGAUGAAGCCAUCCAGAUUCUCCUGCACUUAUACCGGUGGGGUUCUGGAGGCUGGGAAGUCCAAGGUCCAGGUGCCGGCCAAUUCAGUUCCUGGGUUCCCUCCAGGGACUUGGCUGUGCUGCUGUGCAACAAAUCCAAUGCAUUUUACAGCCUCGGGAAAUGGAACGAGGCCUACGUGGCCGCCAAGGAGUGUCUCCAGUGGGAUCCAACCUACGUGAAGGGAUACUACCGAGCUGGUUAUUCCUUGCUGCAGUUGCUCAAGCCUUAUGAAGCUGCUCACAUGUUUUUCAAGGGUCUGCGACUCGUGCAAGUCAGCCAGGACCAGACCCAGUUUGCUGAUUUCUUGGUGGGAGUCUUCACCACGAUGGGCAGUGACCCUGUUGUUUUGCAAAGCUUCUUGCCCUGCUUUGAUUAUAUUUUCACUACUGGAUUCUCAACUGAAGUGUGGCAAUCUGUAAUAGAAAAGUUGGCAAAGAAAGGAUUAUUGCAUUCAUUUCUACUUCUGUCAGCGAGAAAAGACCGGCUACCGAGAAAUCUCCAUGUCCCAAAUUUAUCACUGAAAAGUCUCUUUGAGAAAUAUGUCUUCAUCGGACUUUAUGAGAAAAUGGAACAGGUGCCCAGGCUAGUCCAGUGGCUCAUCUCCAUGGGUGCAAGCAUCGAGACCAUAGGACCGUACCCUCUGCACGCCCUCAUGCGCCUCUGCAUCCAGGCCAGGGAAAACCAUCUUUUCAGGUGGCUAAUGGACUACAAGCCCGAGUGGAGAGGUCGCAUCAACCAGAAGGACGACGAUGGCUGUACCGUCCUGCACGUGGUUGCCGCCCACUCCCCAGGGUACCUCACCAAGCGACAAGCAGACGAUGUGCAGAUGCUCCUGAGCUUUGGGGCAGACCCCACUCUGCUGGAUGGACAGUCCCGGUCUGCCGUGGAUGUCCUGAAGAGGAGCAAGAGGUUCAAAGCCAUUGAGAAAAUCAACAGUCACUUGAAAAAGCUGGCAGCAUGUUCUAAGGACCUCUCAGGACUGAGCAAUGGCGAGGGACCAGCUAGUGAGGGUGACAUUUUCCGGAAGGCCUCUGAGCAGCUAGUGACGUACAUGAAUUCUGGAAGCCGCUUGUUGCAGAAAAACUUUCUGAAGCAAGAAGUGGUUCAGAGGUUCUUGCGCCUCCUUUCUUCUCUGCAAGAAAUCCCUCCUGACCUGGUCUAUGACAUUGACCACGACUGUGCCAACGCCUUCAUCAAGCUUUUACUGGAAAAACAGAAAUGGCCUGAAGUGCUUCUGCUGCUGACCCGCAAAGUGAGCGGGAAGCCACCGUUCGGGGACUGUCUCAUCAAAGACUGUGACCUCUCGAACCUCGACCUCUGUGCCAUCCUCCCCCACCUCAGCGCCUGGGACCAGCGGAGGACCCUGCUCCUGGGCCACCUGAUAGACCACGGAGCCUCGCCCGAGGGUCUCCAGGGCAGCCAGGAGCAGCCACUUGCCGUGUGCCAGAAGCAUGGGGACUUCGAGCUGGCCUUCCUCCUCUUGACCAAGGGUGCGGACCCCCGUAGCAUUUCUCUCACGGAAGGUGACACUCCUUUGCAUGCCGCGCUCCACAUCUUUCUAGAUAUCGGAGCUGACAUCGGUUUUAACUUCCUCAGCCACCUGCUGGAUCUGUUCUGGUCCAAGCCCACCGAGUUUUACUACCUCAACCCCAAUAUCCAGGACAACAGUGGUAACACGCUGAUGCACAUCCUCUUCCAGAAGCGCAUGCAGAAGCGCAUGGGGAAGCUGAUAGGUCUGCUGGUGAAAUUUGACAUCAACCUCAACCUGAAGAACAAGGAAGGUAGAGACGCCCGGCACCGGGUGAAGAAGAACGACGCACUGCUCUUGGCCUGGAACAAAGCCCUGCUGGAGAGCAGGCGCCGGGGCCGACAGGACGCUGCCGCCCGCCCGGGGAGACCCCCGCGCUGCGCAGCCCCGGCUCACAUGGCUCAGCUCAAGGGCUCCUCCAAGUCGCUGCCCUGCAGCGGCACUGCAAGAGCCCCACCCAGAGGAGCCGGGGUUCCUGAAAGCUGGGAGACCCUGCCGGAUGCCCAGACUACGAGGCCAGAGCCUGGGGCUGCCAGGCCCUGUUCGCGGAGAGACCGCCUUGUGCAGGACAUCACGGCUUUGAUUCAGCAGGUGGAAUUGGAUCCGUCCCUCCAGGAGGACUGUCCACAGGACUCUGAGCCUCUGGAGACAGGAGCUGGCACCGUAGGAGAGAAACAGGAGCUACAGGGCGCCCCGGGGGCGGGGGGCUCUGACUGCAGCGGGAACAACCCCGCAGUCCUUGAGGCCGCGGAGGGACAUGCGCAGGCAGGCCUCGGGACCGUGCAGCUCGUGCCUGCUGGUCGCAGGGGGACAGAGGGCAGCGACGACCAGGACGACCAGAAUGUGCCGGAGAUGGAGGCCUGCCUCCCGGACUUCGAGAACAUGACGUGGGAGAUCGAGUGCACUUCGGAGAUGCUGAAGAAGCUGUCCAGCAAGGUCAUGACCAAGGUCAUGAAGAAGAAACUUAUCCUCGCCAUCCAGAAGCUCGGCAAUGGUGAAUGGACCAGGGGCCUGCGGAAGCGGCUGAAGAACUUGAAAGGAAGCAUCCAGCUCUUCGAGGCCAAGCUGGACAAAGGGGCCCGGAUGCUGUGGGAGCUCACCAUUGACUUCUCCCCGCGGUGCAGCGAGAACCCCGAGAAGAUCAUGGCUGCGGAGCGCAGCGCGCACCCCACCGAGAAGGCGAGGCAGGUCUACACGGAAAUCAUCCGGAUCUGGGACAUCAUCGUAGAUCACGGCAAACUGUCGGACUCCAUCAGGGCCAUCUGCAGCGCCUACAACCGGGGCCUGUCCUGCAUCCUGCGCAAGAAGCUGAAGGGUAUCAACAAGGACCAGGUGUCCACUAGUAAGAAAAUCCAAAAGCGGAUACCCCGCUGCUACGUGGAGGACACGGAGGCCGAGAAGGGCGGGGCGCACGUGGAUCCUGAGUACUUCCCCCCUGCCAGCGCGGUGGAGACGGAGUAUAACAUUGUGAAGUUCCACAGCUUCAGCACCAGCAUGGCCUACAACAUCCUCAACGACACGAUGGCCACGGUGGAGUACCCCUUCCGGGUGGGCGAGCUCGAGUACACGGUGAUCGACCUCAACCCCAGGCCACCGGAACCCAUCAUCCUCAUCGGGCGGAGCGGCACCGGCAAGACGACUUGCUGCUUGUACAGGCUGUGGAAGAAAUUCCACGGUUACUGGGAGAAAGCCGAGCAGGCGGGAAGCCCGCUGCUGGCCAGGCAGAUCUGGCUGAAGCGAAGGUUGGAACUGGAACCCGGAAAGGAGGGUCCAGGUGGGGAGGAGGAGGAGGAGGAGGAGGAGGAAGGAUCCACUGAGGUGGAAACAGUGGACAGCCUAGAAGAGGAGCAGGAGAGUGAAGCCUGUGCAGGGGGAGCCAGUGGGGAGCCAGGGGACCCCGAACAAGGGGUGGAAGGACCCGCCCCAGAACAGCGCCACCAGCUGGAGCAUUUACAUCAGAUCUUCGUGACCAAGAACCACGUCCUGUGCCAGGAGGUGCAGAGGAAUUUCAUUGAGCUUUCCAAGUCUACCAAGGCCACCAGUCACUACAAACCACUGGAACCCAGUGUCCACAAACUCCAGGACCUACGGGAUGAGAACUUUCCUCUGUUUGUCACUUCCAAGCAGCUGCUCCUCCUGCUUGAUGCUUCUCUGCCCAAACCAUUUUUUCUGAGGAAUGAAGAUGGCAGCUUGAAAAGAUCCAUCGUAGGAUGGUCCAUGCAGGAAGAGUUGACCGUCACCAACUGGCAAGAAGAUGAGGAGGAGGCUGAGGCAGACGACUAUGGUGAGGAGGAAAAAACUGUGGAGACACGCCCAUGUGACAGUGACCCCCGGGUGUACGUGACAUUUGAGGUGUUUGCCAAUGAAAUAUGGCCCAAAAUGAUCAAAGGGAAGACUUCCUACAACCCUGCCCUGAUUUGGAAAGAAAUAAAGUCUUUUCUGAAGGGGUCUUUUGAGGCCCUCAGCUGCCCCCAGGGGAGACUCACAGAAGAAGCAUAUAAGCAAUUAGGGCGGAAGCGGUCCCCCAAUUUCAAGGAAGACCGGAGUGAGAUCUAUGGCCUCUUCUGCCUGUAUCAGCGGAUCAGGUCUCAGAAAGGGUACUUUGAUGAAGAGGAUGUGCUAUACAACCUGUCCCAGAGGCUGUCGAAGCUCAAGGUGCUCCCAUGGUCCAUCCAUGAGCUCUAUGGCGAUGAGAUCCAGGACUUCACCCAAGCGGAGCUGGCGCUGCUGAUGAAAUGUAUCAAUGACCCCAACGCCAUGUUCCUCACCGGGGACACGGCUCAGAGCAUCAUGAAGGGCGUGGCCUUCCGCUUCAGUGAUCUGCGCUCUCUGUUCCACUACGCCAGCAAGAACACCAUGGACAAGCAGUAUGCAGUGCGCAAGCCCAAGAAGAUCUACCAGCUGUACCAGAACUACAGGUCCCACUCGGGAAUCCUCAAUCUGGCAUCUGGAGUGGUAGAUUUACUUCAGUUCUAUUUCCCGGAAUCUUUUGAUCGCCUUCCAAGGGAUUCUGGCCUCUUUGAUGGUCCCAGACCAAUUGUCCUGGAGUCCUGUAGUGUAAGUGACUUGGCAAUAUUGCUUCGAGGCAACAAAAGAAAAACCCAACCCAUUGAAUUUGGAGCCCACCAGGUAAUCCUUGUAGCCCAUGAAAUGGCAAAGGAGAAAAUUCCAGAAGAGCUGGGAUUAGCGCUUGUGCUAACAGUUUACGAAGCCAAAGGCCUAGAAUUUGAUGACGUCCUCCUUUACAACUUUUUCACUGAUUCUGAGGCUUACAAGGAAUGGAAGAUCAUUUCCUCAUUUACCCCUUCAUCCUCUGAGUCCAGAGAGGAAAGCCGGUGUCUGAUUGAGGUGCCCCUAGAGAAACGCAGCUCCUCCCAGGGCGGGGCUCUCAUGGUGAAUCUGGAAAUGUACAAGCUCCUGAACGGGGAGCUGAAGCAGCUGUACACAGCCAUCACCCGGGCUCGGGUCAACCUCUGGAUCUUUGACGAAAACCCAGAGAAGCGGGCUCCUGCUUUCAAAUAUUUCAUGAAAAGGAAUUUUGUCGAAGUCGUGAAAAUGGAUGAAAAUAAAGACCUCGAUGAUAGCAUGUUUGUUAAAACCUCAACCCCUGCGGAGUGGAUCGCCCAAGGAGAUUACUAUGCUAAACACCAGUGCUGGAAGGUUGCAGCCAAGUGUUUCCAAAAGGGAGGUGCGUUGGAGAAGGAGAAGCUGGCUCUGGCCCACAACGCCGCCCUGAACAUGAAAUCCAAGAAAGUCAGCCCCAAGGAAAAGCAGGUGGAAUAUUUGGAACUGGCCAAGACGUAUCUGGAGUGCAAGGAGCCAAAGCUGUCCCUUAAGUGUCUGACCUACGCCAAGGAGUUCCAGCUGUGCGCCCAGCUGUGCGAGAGGCUGGGAAAGAUAAGAGAUGCCGCCUCUUUCUAUAAGCGAAGCCAGUGCUACAAAGAUGCUUCCAGAUGCCUUGAGCAGAUUCAGGAAUUUGAUCUAGCCCUCAAAAUGUACUGCCAAGGGGAACUUUUUGAAGAAGCUGCUGUGGCAGUGGAAAAGUAUGAAGAAAUGCUAAGGGCCAAGACCCAUCCCAUUUCCAAGCUCUCCUAUUCAGCCAGCCAGUUUUACUUGGAAGCUGCAGCCAAGUACCUGAGCGCGAAUAAGAUGAAGGAGAUGAUGGCUGUGCUCUCGAAGCUCGACACGGAAGACCAGCUGGUGUUCCUGAAGUCUCGGAAGCGGCUUGCAGAGGCUGCUGACCUGCUCAACAGGGAAGGUCGGAGGGAAGAGGCUGCCCUGCUGAUGAAGCAACAUGGCUGCCUCUUAGAGGCUGCCAGGCUCACCGCCGACAAGGACUUCCAGGCCUCAUGUCUCCUGGCGGCCGCCCACCUCAACGUGGCCAGGGAUUCCGAUGUCGACCAUACCAAGGCCAUCCUCAGAGAAGCCCUGGACCUCUGCCAUCAGACCAGUCAGGCGUCCGGCAUCGCCGAGGCCCACUUCCUGCAGGGAGUGAUCCUGAGAGACUUUCCAAAGCUCAAGGACGCCUUCCUGAGGUUUGACACCCUCAACCACUCGGCAGGGGCAGUGGAGGCGCUCUACGAAGCCUCCAGCCGCUGUGAGGCCCAGCCCGAGGAUGUCCUGGCCCUGGCUCCGGCGGGCCUGGAGGUCCUUCUCAAUCUGGUCAGGGCCCUCAAAAGAGUGACCAACAACGCGGAGAAGGAGAUGGUCAAGUCUUGCUUUGAGUUUUUUGGGAUUUCGCAGGUGGAUGCCAAGUACUGCCAGAUAGCUCAAAACAACCCCGGACCCAUAUCAAGAAUCAUUUUUGACCUGGAUUUGAACUUGAGAGAGAAGAAAACGAAAGAGCAUUUCUUGAUAAUGACGGACCAGGUGAAAUUAGCCUUAAACAAACACCUUCUGAGCAGGCUGUGUCAGAUCACACGGAGCCUGCUUGGGAAGACCUACCUGGGUGUCUGCACGAGGUUUAUCGUGGGCUUAAAAUGCGAGGAUGGACACUGUGAAGAUUUCCACAGGCCUUUGCGGCGUCAUGAGGCCAAGUGUUUGGUUCAGACAAGAAUACACCUGGUGGCGAUCAACGGAUUGCUUUUGGAAGCCAAAAAAGUAUUCCCUAAAGUCUUAGCUAAAGAACUUGAAGAAAUCGAUUAUAUUUUGUCUCCGGAUAAAUAUGGCCUUUGCAAAUCCCUGCUGAAUGUCCUCUUCCCUAAGCAUUUCCAUCAGAGAGUAUUGUCAGAAAACCCCAUGGCAUGCAAAGAAGUCCUGAAACCACAUUACAAAUCCUUCCGGUCCUACAGGUCUGCUCUGAAAGAGUACAUCCAUGUCCUAUUUCAAAAUGAAGGGGCUCGAAGCCGCCGGGAGUCCACGGACCUGUGGCUGAGCGCCAUGCAGGCUUUCCUUCUCUCUUCUAGCUACCCUGAUGAGCUUGAAAAGCUGCUCCACCAGGAGGAGGACCGCUACAACCGGGAACUCAAAGCCUUCCAGGCUGAAAAAGAGGAAAGGGGCAGUGGGAGAGGCAGGAUGAAAGGAAUAGAAGGGAAAUUUGGCAUGCUGACGCCCAACAAGGAUGAUGAGAGCGUGGAGAAGACCCACCUGUGCUUCGUCCGGCUGCUGGAGGAUUCCAUCUACCAGUUCUACGUACGCAGGAACCCAGAAGACUACAAGAGGCGCUUUUUCCGUUUCAUGAACGUCCUUGUCAAGAGGUGCAAAGAGCCACUCAUCCCCAGCAUUGGGAACACGGUGGCCCUGCUGGAGUUGCAGUUCGUCCACUGCGGGGCGGUCCUGGCCCGCCUCUGGAAGAACGCCGUCCUGUGCCUCCCCAAGAGCUACAUUGCGCUGUUGCACUACUGGGAGUUCCUGUUCAGCAAGAAGGACCGGGAGCCUGGGGAUGUGUUCGCCAUCAUUCAGGAAUACAGACCCAAGGACGUGACCAGAGCCAUUCAGGAUUUCCGGUUCCACCUGUCCUACCUCGUCAAGGUGCUCUGCGGCUGCAAGAAUGAGAACUUCAAUGUCCUGCUCGAUGCCUUCAGUGAAAUUGACUACGUGGUGUCCGGGGAGGCAGAGCGGACCCUGGUGCUGUGCUUGGUGAUGCUCGUGAACACUGAGGGGGUGCUGCAGCCGUCAUGCAAGCCUCUUCUGUCAAGCCACUUCCAGGAGAUCGAGGCCAGGCUGCAGCUGAUGAGCGUGGACUUCCCGGGCCAGGUCCCCGAGAGGCUCCUCAGAGUGGUGAAACGGGUGCAGCUGGCAGUCAACGUGAAGUCUGUGGCGGAGGCGCUGCAGGACCUGCUCUUUGAGCGGGAUGAAGAGUACCUGAUGGACUGCUGCUGGCAGUGGGACAGCGGGCACGCCAAAGGGACCACGGUCCGAGGCCUCUACCACGAGGAGGUCAGACUGAACCGCCUGUUCUCCGUGGACCCCGUGGGCUACUUUGUCGAACCCGAGUGCGAGGUUGGUCAGGACGAGAUGGAGGAGCUGGCCUUGGAAGACCGGGACCACCUCCUUGCCACCAUCCUGUCGCAGAAGCAGCGGAAGGCUUCCAUCCAGCGGAAGCUGCGGAGGGCCUGCCUGGUGGUGUCCCUGUGCAUCAGCUGGAGGAGGAGGGUGGGGGCCCAGGCCGAGCACUUCAGGGAGGAGGGCAGGGAACCCAGGGCUGGGAGCUUCAAAAAGGCCGACGUGGACAGGACCCAGUGCGACCUGUGUGGGGUGAAGUUCACCCGCGGGCCCGAGAACUAUUUCGGCCCUGAUCAGGCAUUUGAGGGAGCGGCUCCUGAGGCUGUGGCCCUUUCCGGGGCCGAGCUGGAAGACGAGCAAGGUCGGGAGAGGAGCAGUGAGUCUUACGAGCAGCACAUCCGCCUGCAAAGCCACCAGAGGCAGCAAGUGGCCUACCAGAAGUACUCAGACUUUUUCCACAAGAAGGUGGACCCGGCUAUUGAUGAAGGCAAGCUGGUGGUUCAGGACAUGGAGCAGAACAUGUGGGUCCGCAGCCACCUGGGCUCCAAAGAGCACAGCCACGUGUUGCAGAGGAAGGUCCAGGAGAACAUCAAGAAGGUCUCGGACAUGGUGGAGGACCUCUACAGGAGGAAGGCCUGGGCUGGUGCGGAGGAGGUCAUGGCUCGGCUGGUGAACGUCCUGAUCCCGUCCAUCAGGGAUGCGCGGGAGUGGCUGAGGAAAACAGAGCUGCACUUGAAGGAAGAAGGUGUCGUUCAAGAAGAUGAUUACGAAAAUGAAGUGGAAGACUUUGGUGAGCUCCGUCCCAGAAGGCGUUUUCGGAAAUGUGCAAAGCAGAGAAAGUAGUAACGUCCACACGGCUGCGGCUUCCUAAACCUUCAGGACGUUCCAUCCUGACUUAGAAUCCCGAGUGCUGGGGCAGAUGAGAAGAAUAUACAUUAGCAUAAGAAGUGGCGGGAGGGGUCUAACAAUGCCUUUGCUUUUCAUUCUUGUUAUUUCUCUCUCUAUGGUGGCUCAGGGUCUGACUGCUCCCUCAGAGCAGGGGCCUCUUAAGUGUUUUCCAAGUUCAAGUCCAGCAGUACUGGGUCCCCCUAAAAGAGGCUCAGGCGAGAGGAGUCAUAGCUGGAGGGAACCUUGGGAUCCUCCACCCGAGGCCCCCGGGUUCUCUGGCUCGUCAUCACCAUGACACCGGUCAGUAGCAGGGAUAUCCCUCACCUCAGAGUUGCCACGGCCCUGGCCCGGGAACACUGCCCCCGGAUCCUCUCAUCUCUCUUCAUGCUGCUGGCCACCCCUGACCCCAGGCCACACUCUGGUCAUCUCUGAGCCCACCUGUGGCUUAAUUCCUUCUGUUACAUAUGUUAGCCUUUUCUCUCGGUGACAACGUUUCUGCCUGCCUUCCCCCCUUUUUUUGAGACCAUCCUCAGCUGCCCGUGCAAGUCGCGAUUAGACUACCUCAGAAUGUAGUUAAGAAUUCCCCAUUGUCUUCUGGGCAGCCAGCCUCAGGACCAGCCCCCUAGAAUGAAAGGCUGGGGGAUGUUGCCGGGAGUUCCCAGCCUGUCUCUCCAAGGUUGUCCCAACUCUACCUUGGCUCUGGUGCAGACAUUCCAAACAGUGUUUUGUAUGUAGCCCUCUACGUCUCGUUUCCUUGGGUCUCCCUGGCAAGUUAGCUGUCCUAGCUUAGCUUGACAUUCCGAUGAGUUUUCCCCCACUGAGCUCUCCACGGGAGCACCGGGACCUGCAGAGCUGGAAGCUGGGGACAGGUAGACAGAGGAGAAGCCAGCCUUGUGGUGCCCAUCCGUAAGGAUUUGGCCAUGAAUCACUGCCCUGUGGCCAGCAGGUCUGGGAAGAAGAAGGGGCCGUGGGCCUGUUUGCAGGAGGCCGUUGCUGCCCACUGAGCCAUCGGUCUGUCCCUUUCUGGAAGCUCUUCCGCCUCUCUCAUGGUCACUUCCCUCCCUGUCCCCCACCCUUCAGCCCGGCCUGGUGCCAAAGGUCAGGCUCACAUUGGUCCGUCACUGUUUCGUCAUCACCACAGAACCAGCCUUAUCCCCAUGCUGCUGCUGCUUUGGCUGAUCUUUGUUUUUUUCUUCAUUGUCUUUCUAAAUGACUCUGUUUCCUUGAAAUGUAUGGUUUCUAAUUUUUAUUAGUUUAUGGUUCUAAUUUUUAUUCCAGGUGUUUUUAUUAACUUCACUUGCCAGGAAAAAAAAACCCAAUCAAAUCUUGC